Molecule: messenger RNA, 3246 nt
Organism: Branchiostoma floridae (Florida lancelet)
Lineage: Eukaryota; Metazoa; Chordata; Leptocardii; Amphioxiformes; Branchiostomatidae
Product: mucin-5AC-like
Exons: 2
Coding region: 20-1792 (590 amino acids)
Source: RefSeq, a predicted model, not a curated record
AUCAGCUUCACCUACAACAAUGAUCACAUCAGCUCCACCUACAACAAUGAUCACAUCAGCUCCACCUACAACAAUGCCCACAUCAGCCCCACCCACAACUAUGGAAACAUCAGUCCCGCCAACAACAAUGAUCACAUCAGCUCCACCUACAACAAUGCCCACAUCAGCCCCACCCACAACUAUGGAAACAUCAGCCCCACCCACAACUAUGGAAACAUCAGUCCCACCCACAACUAUGGAAACAUCAGUCCCGCCUACAACAAUGAUCACAUCAGCUUCACCUACAACAAUAAUCACAUCAGUCCCACCUACAACGAUGAUCACAUCAGCCCCACCUACAACUAUGGAAACAUCAGUCCCUCCUACAACUAUUGAAACAUCGGUCCCAUCUACAACUAUGGAAACAACAGUCCCACCUACAACAAUGAUCAAAUCAACUCUACCUAACACUAUGGAAACAUCAGCUCCACCUUCAACCAGGAUUACAUCAGCUCCACCUACAACAAUGGUCACAUCAGCUCCACCUACAACCAAGGAAACGUCAGUCCCACCUACAACAAUUAAAACAUUAGCUUCGCCAACUACAACGGAAACAUUAGUCUCACCCACAACUAUGGAAACCUCAGUUUCAACUAGUACUAGGGUUACAUCAGUUCCACCAAAAAUUUCAGUGCCACCUACAACUAUGAUCACAUCAACCUUGCCUACAACUAUGAAAACGUCAGUCCCACCUACAACUUUGGAAACAUCAGUCCCACCUCUGGCAAUGAACACAUCAGCUUCACCAAAUACAACGAAAACAACAGCGGUCCCAACAACAACCAUGGACACAACAUUACUCUAUAAUCUCACUCUUCCUGAAAUGAAUACUUCAGCAGCAGUUACUAGAACAGUUUUGAAUGUGACAGAAAGCACUUUGUUGACAUUUUCUUUGUCUACUCAGACAUUUCCGUCUAUUCCUGAGAAUCGAACUCGCAUAACUACGACUGUGACAUUUUCGUCUAUUCAUGAGAAUCGUACUCGCUUGACUACGACUAUGGCAUUUUCCUCUGUUCCUGAGAAUCGUACUCGCUUGACUACGACUAUGGCAUCUGCGUCUAUUCCUGAGAAUCGUACUCGCUUGACUACGACUAUGGUAUCUGCGUCUAUUCCUGAGAAUCGUACUCGCUUGACUACGACUAUGGCAUUUUCGUCUAUUCCUGAGAAUCGUACUCGCUUGACUACUUCAAUGGCAUUUUCGUCUAUUCCUGAGAAUCGUACUCACUUGACUUCCACUGUACAAUCUACAAGUAGCACAUAUUUGUCAUCAACAACAUCAUUUCGUCAGUCAUUUGUACCAGAGACCACCUCCUCUCCACCCAGUUUAGUUCCAGAGACAUCAACAAUAAGCCAGAAUGUCACAGAGAAAACACCAAAUCCAACCAACAACAUUGCUGCAAUGGCAGCUGGAAUUGCCGUCGGCGCUGCUGUGCUGCUUACACUCAUCAUUUUGGCAAUCAUAUUUCUCCUUAUUCCUCUACUGAAGUCACGUCCCAUAUCAAUGGACAUAUACGGCGAUGAAGAACAACCUAAACCGAAAAAGAGGAAGAGACGCAGAAGGCCGUUUGCUCCACCGCCCGUGUUAGCGGAUCUCUACAAAGACCAGGCCAAUAUCUUCACCCACCACGGCGGAGGGGUCUUCUUUCCCAACAGAUACAACCCUCCUAAGGAAAUGACAGGGCUUUAUCAAGUAGACUCACACUUCAAAGGAAGCCCGGUUACCGUUACCAUCCCUGUUUUCAACCAAACGUGACGUUGAUUCUUUGAUCUACUGUGAGUAUUGUCAUAUCAUAAAAAGGAUAUGACCAUGCGGUGACUGUGGAUCACAGGCAACUCUUUUUUGAGACUCACAUAUGAUUAUUAUUCACAGACUAGGGGGCACGUCAUUGUCAAGUUGCAGCAUCAGGGAGAGGGAUGGUGUUUUCAGCACCAAGGACAGGAAUAAUGUUUCUGUACAAAUAACAGGGCCAGUGUUUUCAGGUUCAAGGACAGGGAAAGUAUUCUCAGCACCAAGGCCAGGGCGAGUGUUUUUGAACCAAGGACAGGAAUAAUGUUUUUAGCACAAAGGACAGGGAUUACGUUUUCAAUACGAAGAACAAGGAUAGUGUUUUCAGCACCAAGGACAUAGAUAAUGUUUCUGUACAAAUGACAAGGAAAGUGUUUUCAUCAACAAGGACAGUGACAGUGUUCCCAGCACCAAGGCCAGGUGAAGUGUCGUUAGCAUCGAGGACAGGGAAUGUGUUUUUAGCACCAAGGACAGGACAAGUGUGUUCAAACGUUAAGCGAGGACAGGGAUUGCUUUUUCAUUACGAAGGGACAGGGGGUAGUGUUUUCAAAACCAAGGCAGCGAAAAUGUUUUCAACACCAAGGACAGGUAUAUUAUUUUCAGCACCAAGGACAGGGAUAGUGUGUUAAACAUUAAUGACAGAGAUUGUUUUUCAGCACCAAGGACAGGGAAAGCGUAUUCAGCGUUUUCAGCACCUACAUCAGAUAUACAUCGUAUAGUGUUUUCAGCACCAAGGACAGAGAUAGCGUCUUCUGCACAAUGGAUAUGGAUAGUGUUUUGAACAUCAAGGACAGGAAUUGUGUUUCAGAACGAAAUGACAGGGAAAGCGUUUUCAGCACCAAGGACAGGGAUCGUGUUUUUAGCAGUAAGGACAGGGAAAACUGCUUCAGCACCAAGGACAUGGGUAGUGUUUUGAACAUCAUAGAAGUUAUUAUGUCUUUUAGCACCAAGGACAAGGACAUGGAUGGUGUUUUCACCACGAAGGACAAUUAUAGUAUCGUCAGUACCAAGGACAUGGGUAGUGUUUUGGCACCAAUGACAGAGAUUGUGUUUUCAUUGUCAAGGACGGGGAUAGUGUUUUUCAACACCAAUGUAGUACUUAAUCUUAGCCAUAAACGCUUAUAUGUUUUCCAAAAUUCCGUGUGAACGACAGUUGAUAGCUUCUGGCAAUAUGUCAAGUGUCAAAUGUGUCAAGUGCCAUGCAUGUCAAAUGUGUCAAUCACAUCAGUCGGUUUACCAGAAUUUAAAACCUCACUUAGAAAAAUGCAUACUUGUCACCCAGGGUAACGUUACAAUACAACAUGCCCAACGUAAUGUUUAGAAAUGAAUUCAGCCAUAUAAUCAUAUGUCACAUACAUAUGUUUUAUUAAAUUAAAUAUUUGUAUCGUAUUACUGUGAAUUAAACAUAUCAAGUUUACACC